UUGUUUGGGUCUACGCAGUACCCGUAGUUGCAUCUGGUCAAUGCGGAAGCUGCUCUGAAAGGAUACAGCUCGAACGGCUGUUACUGUUUUUAUUCGCAACUACAGCCACACAUUAAUAUAGACGCGUUUUAAUUCAUGGCGACAACGUGGCUUUUGUAAUAACGUAUGUCGUUUGAUAGUGCGUCCAUGUCAAAUAGCAUGUUAUGGCUUUAAAUCUUCUCUAUUUUGGUAAACUGAGCAGCGAGCGUAGCGUCGGGCGCUAGCUAGCUAGUUAUCCUACAACCUUUUUUUUUUAAAGUGUCCCGCCGACCGGCAAAAUGAAAGUGCGCUCGUCUAUUUUCGCCUCGUUCAUAUUAAUACUUGAAGUGGUCGGCGUGGCCCUCUUCCUGCGGGGAUUUUUCCCAGUACCACUCAAGUCUUCCCUCUCCUCCAAGAGCAAGCUGUCCGAUCUGCCUGCGGAGCCGCUGGCAGGAAGCUCUCCCAACUCCUCUCGCCUCCCCCAGCCCCUUUUUAAAAGAGUGGUAAUAAUGCUGGUGGAUGCCCUGCGGGAGGACUUCGUGUUUGGACCCAACGGACGCAGGUACAUGCCCUACACGAGGCACCUGGUGGAGAGAGGCUCCUCCCACAGCUUUGUGGCCAAGGCCAGACCCCCCACGGUCACCAUGCCCAGGAUCAAGGCUCUCACCACCGGCACCAUCCCAGGCUUCAUCGACGUGGUGAUGAACCUGAACUCUCCGGCGCUGCUGGAGGACAACCUGGUCUGGCAGGCCAAGGCGGCGGGGAAGAGGAUGGUGUUCUAUGGAGACGACACCUGGGUGCGCCUCUUCCCCAAGCACUUCAUGGAGCACGACGGCACCACCUCCUUCUUUGUGUCCGACUACACCGAGGUCGACAACAAUGUGACCCGCCACUUGGACAGCACCCUCAAGAGGGACGACUGGGACAUUCUGAUCCUGCACUACCUGGGCCUGGACCACAUCGGUCACAUCAGCGGCCCCCACAGCUCCCUCAUCCAGCCCAAACUGCUGGAGAUGGAUGACGUCCUGAAGAAGAUUCACGGCGCCCUCGUCUCAAAGGAGGCGGAGGGAUCCUUGCCCUACCUGCUGGUGCUGUGUGGGGACCACGGCAUGUCGGAGACCGGCAGCCACGGCGGCUCCUCCGAGCCAGAGGUCAACACGCCCCUGGUGCUCAUAAGUCCGGCCUUCAAAAGAAAAGUGGGAAUGGAGAAGCCCGAAGUGGUGGAGCAGGUCGACCUGACUCCAACGCUGGCCCUGGGACUCGGCCUGCCCAUAUCUCAGAACAGCGUGGGGCGCGUCAUCCCGGGAGUCUUGGAGGAGACCUCUCUCCGAGACCAGCUGCGCUUCCUGCAUCUCAAUGGCCACCAGCUCAGCUGCCUCCUCAAAGACAGCACGCCCGACUACGAGAAAGAGUCCGGCUUUGAGCAGUUCCGCGUGGCAGAAAGGGCCCACGGCAGCUGGAUGAAGCUCUUUCUGGAGGGCAACACCUCGGAGGUGCUCAACAACAUGGGCAGAAAGGUCCUGAAGCAGUACCUGGAGGCCCUGGCCUCCAUGAGCUCGGCCCUGAGCAAGCAGCUGGGAAAGUACGACAUGUACUCCAUGGUCGCAGGCACGGUCUUUGUGUUCCAGCUCCUGCUGGUCCUGCUGCUGGCUAUGCCCGAGGCCCUGAGUGGCGAGGCGACCGUGGACCUUCCUGUCCUGUCGGCGCUGCUCUCCUUGCCCUUCUACCUCAUGUGCCUGCUGCUUGCCUCGGUGCACGUCCUGGUGUGCACCUCCGCCGAGAGCUCCUGUUACUUCUGCAGCCUCUCUUGGGGGCUCGUGUUCGCCGCCGUCGCCUUCUCCUCUGCGAUGUUUUGCAUUCUGAUCUCCAUGGCAAUGCGGCGACUCCCCCUGGGGCCGCUCAUUCACGGAAAGUCUCCCCUGAGGAGCAGCGAGUGGUCCCUGUCGGAGCUGGACGUGCUGCUGCUGGCCGGCACAGUGGGACACACCCUCAGCCUGGCGGCGAGCAGCUUCGUGGAGGAAGAGCACCAGAUCUGGUACUUCCUGCUCAACACCCUCUGCCUCGCCGUCUUCCAAGACGUGUGCCGCAAGUACUUCAGAGAGCAGAGCGCCUCUGGGGACGAGGAGGAGCCCGUCCUGCCUGCCAAAGACUGCCAUCUCUCUGCUCGCCGCAGGGCGGAGGUCGUCCCGGAGAGGUGGCUGGCGUUAGCCACGCCUCCUUUCACGCUGCUCUGCUGCCGACUGCUGCGCUCCCUCAACCAGACCGGGGUGCAGUGGGCUCACCUCCCCGACGUGGGACAUUGGCUGAACAGCGCCGAACACAGGACGCUGCUCUCCCUGCUGGCCGCCUUCUGCCUCCUCCUCAUCUACUUCCUGGUUCAAAGACGCUGCUCGUGGGUCUCCAAGGUCGCCCUCGCCCUCGGCCUCCUGGGUGUCUACAGCUAUCGGGCAGCGGUUGGCAAUGUGGGGUUUCCAUGGCAACGCUCGGGUCGUGCCACGUCCAAGGGAACAGUGGAGGCGCGCUUUGUCUACGUCUUCAUCCUGGGCAUCCUCUUCACCGGCACCAAAGACCUGCUGCGGUCGCAGAUCGUCACAGCCGACGCCAAGCUGAAGAGCAGGGGCUUAUGGGAGAUUUACAGCGGCUUGGUCUUGUUGGUUUCGCUGCUGUUUCGCGCUCACAACCUGCCGGUCCUGUGCUGCUGCCUGUUGAUCCAGACCUUGAUGGCUCAGUUCAUCUGGAAGAGGCUCCACUACGACGCGGCCCAAACCACCAUCAUGCACUACUGGUUUGGUCAGGCCUUCUUUUACUUUCAGGGCAAUUCUAACAACAUCGCCACCGUCGACAUCUCCGUCGGCUUUGUGGGGCUGGAGAGCUACGUGGAGGCUCCUGCCGUCUUCCUGACGGCGCUCAGCACCUACGCCGGGCCGCUGCUCUGGGCCUGUCACCUCGUCUGCUACCUCAGCUCGGAGAGAGGCCGCAGGAGCCCGGUUGCGGUCGGCCAUGGCUGCUACUGCUUGGCCCUGCUGCGCUCGGUGCCAGCUGCCGCCUACAUCGUGCUGGUGACGGCUCUGCGGUACCAUCUCUUCAUAUGGAGCGUCUUUUCACCCAAACUGCUGUACGAGUCCAUGCACCUGCUGCUAACCGCGGGAGUCUGUCUCUUCUUCAUCGCCAUGGAGCAGAGCCCCGGGUCCAGUAAGUCGUAAGGGGGGGAGGGGGGGCACAAAGACGCCGAGCCUCCCUGAGUCCCUCGGUACACACCCCGUCAGUGUGAGACGCUUAUGACUGAUACACGGCGCCAUACGCUUUCCCUCGCUCGUAGAAUGUGCUGCUCGACGAAGGCUCCCCUCCUUUGCACUCUGUAGGUUUGGUCUGCAGCAAAUACCGUGAGAAUGCACUUAAAAUGUAUUUUGGAGCAGUCUAUUUAAAUAUGAAAUCAUUUCCAAGGAAAACAAAUGUUUUGGGAUUGAAUAUAAGAGAAAAUACAAAGAAAGACGUUUUUUUACGUACACAUACAGCACAUUGCCUCAGGGACCUCUGUGCAGAGGUGUUAGCUACAUGUCGAAUUCAUUUUUGGGAAACGUCAAAUGUUCACAUGGAGCAGGGUGUGGAUUAAAGAACAUCAACAUUUCAUCUAUACAACAAUGAAGAAAGACUAAAAUCGCACCGUCAAAAUCGCGUCAGCCACCACAAUCUGCAAAUGUGUUCACGGAGUUCAAUACCACGGGUUUUUCUCUUUUUUUUCUCUUCAGAACCUUUUUAUUGAGGUGAUGAAAAAUCUAUGUUUCCUUUUUCCUUAUGAUGUAUUACCAGCUGUUUCCUGUGUGUGUGUGUGUGUGUGUGUCUCAUGAUGGUUGGAUGUGGUCCUGGAGACACUCCCACAGAAGACGUUUGUUCUUCCAGGAGUUUAUGCGUCCUGUUGCGAUCCCACUGCGAGGCGGCCCCUCGUCAUUUUCCCCAGCUCUAACUGAGAUUUUAUUUAUUCAGUAGCAAUUUCAGUGUCUUUGCAAGCCUUUCCUUAUGCAGUGUAAUGUCAUCUAGAGGUUGGAGCCCAUCAGGAGCACCAGACACACAGUUUAUUUGCUUGUUUCUACACUCAAAGCUUAUCUGGGUGGACCUCAAUAAUUUGCCUGUAGUUAUGUUAGAAAUCAGUGAAGAGCUGCAUGUAGGAAACACUAACAUGAAACUGGCCAGUGUUGAACCACGGCCAUAAAUAAAUGAACAAAUUCAUUUUCCCCACACUGCUCAGUGGAAAAUGCAUGUUUUACAUGAUCGGACAACACAAGUCAUUGUGGUUCGACAAUGGUCCAAGUUCUGCUGCACGAACAUAAUUCCCUGUUUUACUUUCCCUCAUGCAGCGGAAACCUUUUUGUCUAUGCAUUACCAUGUGGACGUAGAGGUCAUACACCUCACUGCAGACUUGGAAACUUCUCUCACCAAAGUAAAGCUGGCUGGCUGUCAUCCAAACCAAGCGUGUGUUGCUGCUCAGGUACCAAUACACACUGCAGUACAGGAUAGUGUUGCUUGGCCUCUAUUUUGAAAGUCAAAUAAGGACAUUGCAAAAAGCUGGGGUACCUGUCAAUGCAAGUCUCCAGGACGUCAUGAUCACAACUGCUUCUUUGAAAUACUGUUUAUUCACGUAAUUUGUUUCAUAAAUCCACAGUCUUUUAUUGCAGUGGGGCAUUACAAAAUAAAGGCAAAGCCCUCCAUCCCAGUAGUAGUUGUGCUGCGUUGUGGGGGACUGGGUCUACUUCACAGGCCCCUACUGAUAUUGACCUGGCCAUUCUUUCGUCAUUACCCUUGGAGGGGGAAAAAAAUAUUUGAAAGAUUUUACUCUAACUUUUCAUCCCCACGGCAAAAAAAAGGGAAUGGUAAAAAUCUUGCCCCAACACUUGUCACUCAGCUUGAUGAACUGUCUACCUUGAUACCGCGUCUCGCCCCAGGCCAAGUUCCCCGACUUCCCCCCGAGGUGUCGUAGAAGCAGGUGCCGAGCCGAGGAAGGAAAGGUUUUUUUUUUUUUUUUUAAAUAAGAAAAAGCAAUGCCGACGAACAGAUACAUCUGAUGUGAGACGAGCUCCGCCUCUACCUACAGAAAGGGGAAUUUGAAUGUCCCAACCAGAGCCUUUUCUAGCGUCGUCAGGCGCCUUUGCUUCUCUUCGGGCUGAAUGACGAGCCGCUCACGGAGACAAAGUGGGAUGCAAGUAGUUUAAAGUAAUAAUCUGUCUGUUUCCGAUGCUUCUCAUCACAAUGUCUGCGAGUCCUUUAACGAGUGUUUAAGCCACAGAAUAGCGUCGCCGUGGAGACGACGAGGUACGGUGCCGUCAUCUUCUCAGAUCUCUCAGAGGGAGAAGUCUGUGAUGUCGGCGCUGUCUAUUUGUUAUAGUGCUGAAGAGGAAGUGUUGGACAGAGACUCAUCCCUCUGCUUCUCAUCAGUCACAUUGCACUAAAAGGGAGACCUGUGACACCACUUUGGUUCCGUUGGGUUUGAGGAACUCCUGAAGUCCUUUUGGACUCUGAGUUGAUAUCAUUACUGGGAUUGUUUGUCUUGGCGUUGACAGCAGCCAGCAAUUUCAUUUGUUGUUGGGUUUUUUUGGUGCUUUCUGCUGAUGAAGUUUGGAUCUACAAGCAGUGGGGGGGUGGGGGGGGGGUCUUCGUUUUUGUUCUUUUUACAUUUAUUUUUGGGGUCUAUUAAUUCCAAACAAAAACCUUCUUGAAAUACCUUCUUUCACAACGAGUUAUUGGGGCUGGUUUACUUUUUCUUCCUUGUGGACCUGUGUGUAGAACAUGACUGCACCAGUGCAAGAAGACGCCUCAUAGCAGCUUCGCACCAAUCUGACGGGACGACACUUUCCAUGUGGAAUCACUCCUCUGUAUCCAAAUACCUACCGGCCCAUGAAAUGGAUCAGAAUAAUUGAAGUGUCCACACGGUUGGAAGCAUUUUGCAGAUGAGCGAGCAAAGCUGUGGGGACUAUUUGAGUGUUGUUUCUGAACCUCCUUCUUUGUAGGAAUGAGUUCACAGAUUAUUUUCCAACUGUCAAACUGUUAUUCUAGUAACAACUUGUUUUGAAUGUAGUUGAAACUGUGAAAUCCAUCUUGUGUGUCUUUAUUUCUGUGGGUCUUGUCUGCUCUUAAGCUGAAUUCUGUUCCUUUUUUACUUUCGUCUGAUUUCUGUAUGUUCUAACUGUUGUUUGUCCAACAAAUAUAAAAUCAUGAAGUGAUAAUGAUUUUCUUAUAACUUCUUGCAUUAUUUAUAUCCUUGCUAAUUGAAUAAAGGAUUUACAACA
Messenger RNA from Pungitius pungitius (ninespine stickleback), 6299 nucleotides. RefSeq names its product phosphatidylinositol glycan anchor biosynthesis class G (EMM blood group) (gene pigg). The record is from RefSeq and is a predicted model, not a curated record. The coding region runs from base 318 to 3221 and encodes 967 amino acids. NCBI's taxonomy places the organism in Eukaryota, Metazoa, Chordata, Actinopteri, Perciformes, Gasterosteidae. The transcript is spliced from 13 exons. Gene Ontology annotation, biological process: GPI anchor biosynthetic process. Gene Ontology annotation, cellular component: endoplasmic reticulum membrane.